Wallemia ichthyophaga EXF-994 is the source of this 2928-nucleotide messenger RNA. RefSeq names its product Protein SQS1. Gene Ontology annotation, molecular function: nucleic acid binding. Bases 1 to 2928 code for a protein of 975 amino acids. NCBI's taxonomy places the organism in Eukaryota, Fungi, Basidiomycota, Wallemiomycetes, Wallemiales, Wallemiaceae. The record is from RefSeq and is a predicted model, not a curated record. The transcript has 4 exons.
AUGCCAAAAAAUCAUUUCAGAUCGAAUAAUAAGAGCGCAAGAGGCGGCGGAGAUUCAUCAGGCAAUGGUUCUAAUCGUGGCCGCGGUGGAUUUAGAGGCCGCGGAAGAGGUCGUGGAACGCCACGCACCGGCAGAGGCGGCUUACAGUACCAGCCAGGCUCAAUGAAUACAAUGGGCCUCGAUUACAACCAAAUGAAUACAGAAUCUGAAUUGCCAAGAUAUUCAACUGUAGAUAUACAUAAGUCUGCUCCGACUGCCCCAAAGAAGGACAGAGGUCCUGGCAUCAAACAGCAGAUGCCUUACUUCGUCAACGAUAGCAAAGGCAAAGCCAAGGGCGGCCACAAAGGACUCGGCUAUGUACGUAAAUCUGCAGAAGAGGAGGCUGCGAUUGCAGAGCGCAAGAUGGGCAAAGGAAAGUCUAGAGGCGCCAAUCCAAAUGCAAACCCACUACUCCAACCAAUUGCAUUCGUUAAAGGCACCUCGUCAUGGGAUAAAGAUAUGGAUUUAAGCAAAAUAAAAAUGGCAGCUGAAACUAAGGAUGCUGAAGAUGUCUUUGUGCAAAUUCCGACAGAACAAGUUGCAGAUGAAACAGUCGACCAGACAGUCGAUACAAGUGAUGCUGGAGACGUGUUCGCAGAAGAGGAAGACGUUUCAAAUAUUUUGCAAGACGCGCCCGACACUAGCAACUUUGCUACAUCAGCUACAGAAUCUGCAUUUACUGCAGGCGAAGAGGAUGAUGUGGAAGAAAAGGAAACUCAACAAGUAAAGCUCGACACUUCCAUGCCUUCAAUCUCGAAAUUGAAUAUCGAAGAAUCAAGCAUAGGAGACAUGAGCUUAAUCAAUACAAGUAUCGCUGAUACCAGUAUUAACACAGUCACCGAACCAAAUGCUACAAAAAACGAUAUCAAGGAUGACGAGGAGAUUGAGGAUCAGAUGAUUGACAAUGAUGACUUGUUCGUUGUCGACUCAAAUCCAUCUGAAGUACCUGAAUCGUUGAAACCCAAGGAUUCAGCUGCAAUUGUUGUUAAUGAGAGAGUUGAUGAUGCAGAAGAUGUCGAGAUGUCUGCUAACCCACAUCACACCUUCUCCAGAAGUGAUAUUGUCGAAGUCGAAGAGCCUGUUCUGUCCAAUGUACCCGAAAAGAAGAAUAGCAAGCUAUUCACGACGAUGCAGAAUGAUAACCUUUUCAAGAAUGUACACGAACUUGGACAGAUGUUUGCGACUGGAAACAAGCCAACAUUCCAAGAUUUCACGUUCUCGUCAGAUUUCAAUAAUAAAAAGAAUAAUAAGAAAGACAAGAAAAAUAGGAAACAAGGCGAAAAGCUAUUUGAUGAGCCUCUCGAGGCACGUGAAGGUGACUCAGAUUUGGAAUGGGGUAGUGAUGGCCCACCGCCACCAAAAAACAAACACAGCAAGAAGGCAAACCAAACUAAAAAGCCAACCUUAGAUGAUGAGCUCGUCGCUGACUGGCUUGAGAACACAAGACAGGACGACAGCGAUGAGGAGUCUGGCGGUGAGACUGCUGCCGGUCCUUUCGGUGCUGAUGACACUGCAUUGCGCUCCUUCGCCAACAGUAUGUCUCAAAACCAAAAUACCAUCACGGACUUGAAAAUUGAUAAACGUCUUCGCAAAGAAGCUCGCGAGGAAGCAGAACUUGACGGCGAAUCAUCAAGCGAUUCUGACGAUGUGGACUCCGAAUUCGAGAAAGCGGAAGACUUCAAAUUCGACUUCUCUGACAAUGAGAGUCUGGAAAUGGAGGAUGAAAUGUAUCUAGACUCUAGUCUUUCUUCAGAUGAGGCUUACGAGCUUGGUAGAGCACGUGCCAAGGCAGCAAAGUCAGAUGGCGUAGUCACUCAGCGUGACCGCAUGGGUAAAGGUGCGAACAAAGGAAAAAAGAGAGCUGAUGACUUUAUGGAUGACUUUGAUGAGUUGAUGGAAUUCGAUGACUUCGAAGGCAAGCACAAUAAGUGGGAUGAAGAGGAGCAAUUCUUAGAUGAGCUCGCUUCCAUCAUUGAAAGCAAGAAACAAAACCUUCAGAAAGCCAAGUCAUCAUCGCGUCAAGGCUCACGCCAGGGCAAAUACUCGUAUGAUGAUUAUGGUGAUGUGUAUGGCGAUGACGGUGAAGAUUCGGAGGAGGAUUUCGCACUCGAUCCUCGCGAUCUCAUCUUCCCAACAAGCUCUAAGAAAAAGAAAGCCAAAGUACCACCACAAUUGCAGCGUAUGUGGGAUCAAGACAGAGCUCGCAAAGCAGAAAAGAAGAAGAUUCGAGAGCAAGUUAGAAUGGCUGAUGCACUGUCACCGUACACAAAGACGAAAGGUAAGAAGGGCAAGAAAAUGCAAGCAAAGGCAAUAAAAGCAGCUGCAGAGUUGUCUGAUGAUGAGAUGCUUCCAGACUUUUACAACACCGAAACUAUCAAUACCGAAAUACAAUCAUUUGUCGACGUUCCUCAGAGAAAGAUGAUGAAGUUACCACCAAUGGACAACAAAUCAAGGAAGCAAAUACACAUGCUCGCUGAUACUUACGGUCUCAAAUCUAAAUCGAUCGGUAAAGGUGUUGGUCGGCAUAUUAUGCUGUUGAAGACAGGCAGAACCGGUCAGAACGUCGAUUAUGGAGUUGUUAGCAAAGCCGCAAAGGCAUGCGACAAGGGUGGUAUUGGUAACUUCUACAAGACUCUUCAUCUUGCUCGCAAGGCUGCUUCAGGAAGCAAGAAGGGUGAUGGAGGUGCGAAGCCGAAGAUGAUUAAACACACAGAGGGCACUAUCGUCGGGCAUGAAGCCCAGCCAAUCGGACAAGAGUCCGUCGGAUACAAAAUGUUGGCCACGAUGGGUUGGAAUCAUGGUCAGAAGAUGGGUCAAUCUGGCGAAGGAUUGGAAGCGCCAGUAGCAGCUGUCAUCAAAAACUCCCGUUUAGGAUUGGGUGCAACUUAA